AUGAUCCAAACCCUUCCCGGAAACGGAGCCACUGUAUCGUCUGGUGCCAGUAGUUGGAGCUCGGCAAAACUUGGUCAUCUCUUGUCAACAGAGCUACUUCAAGAUAUACACGAAAACUUUGACGACAUGGGCAAGGCAGCCAAGGUGGGCAUUCUCUUUGCUAUGUUGUAUGUCCGCAAGGGCGAUAUUAUGCGUAUGCAAAAUGUCAUGAGCAAGAUUUAUGCAGCUGCUGAAAACGACGAUCACGAAUGGAUCCAAGUCACUUCACGAAUUCUCAAGAAUGCUCUUACUGAACGACGACUCAACACUCGUGUGGAGCAAUGGUCCCCUUCAUUUGGUGAUGUCGUCGACAAGAUUGAGGGUGCUGUCAAGCAAGAUGGUAUCAGCUUUCAUCCCACUGAAUAUGCAUUGUUGACCAAAGAAGCCCAACCUGAAUGUCCUUAUGCAUCCAAGGUGUAUCGUUCGGAUGAGCCUACGCAUGACCAACACUUUAAGCUCAAUUCAACUGCUAUGGACAAGUCAAAUGCCGAUCGACAGCAACUGUUCCAAGAGCUUCUCAAGAAGAAUGAUGCAAAUGCUCGUCGCUCAAUGUCUCCACCUACUAAAAUGGGUCGUCCUGGUGUGGUGGGUCCCAAUGGUCCUCUUCAAGGUCGCCCUCGUCCACCUCCACCUACUGGCAUGUUCCGCCGUUAUCCAAAUGCUUCACAACAACCACCUUCUUCAAUGGCUCCCAAACCUGCUGCAAAAUCGCUCUUUAUUCCUAGUCGAGCAAGAAAGCCAUCGUUGGGAUCAGCUUCAAACUUUACAAAGAUGCCACAGGGUAUGCCCAAUCGUCCACCCCUACCAUCACCAUCUGCAGACUCUACACCAAAAGGAUUCCUUCGUCAAUCACGCGUACAAAUGAUCGACUUUAACGAGAACACAAGUUUGGAAAAGAGCAAUGCUGAAGAAAUCAAUGCCGCCAAAGAACAAUUACAAGCUGAGAAGGAAGCUAAAAAGGAGAUGGCUGCUGAAAAACGACGUUUGGAUAAGGAUCGAAAGAGACGAGAAGCUGAAGAAGAUCGUCAACGUGCACGUGAAGAAAAGUUAUCAGCUAUUCCUGCUCCCGGUGGUGAUCCCAAACGACAACGUCGCGCUCAACCAAACAAUCCACAAAUCAACACAUGA
Lichtheimia ornata is the source of this 1167-nucleotide messenger RNA. RefSeq lists its product as uncharacterized. Bases 1 to 1167 code for a protein of 388 amino acids. The record is from RefSeq and is a predicted model, not a curated record. The transcript has 4 exons. Lineage: Eukaryota; Fungi; Mucoromycota; Mucoromycetes; Mucorales; Lichtheimiaceae.